Molecule: messenger RNA, 852 nt
Organism: Uncinocarpus reesii 1704
Lineage: Eukaryota; Fungi; Ascomycota; Eurotiomycetes; Onygenales; Onygenaceae
Exons: 3
Coding region: 1-852 (283 amino acids)
Source: RefSeq, a predicted model, not a curated record
AUGGCAGCGGGAAUAUGGGCAAUGUUAGCCAACUGGUGGGCAUCCUACAAGCAAGCUUUUGACCUGGUUUCUAGAGAAUUUGCGGAUGACCACCCACACGCGGCGGUCAUCGGGACUGAUCUCUCGCCAAUCCAACCACUGUCAGUUCCGCCAAAUUUGUCCUUUGAAAUCGACGAUUGCUGCGACGAGUGGUUGUAUACCCCAGAAAGCUUUGAUUUUGUGCAUGUUCGUGGCCUCUACGGUUGCGUGGCUGACUGGGACGAGUUUUACAACCAGGCUUUCAAGUGCGUUAAACUGCGCCCCCCCCGGGCGCUCCAAAAACAUGUAUCUAUUCAAACCACUUAUUUUCUUUUCCCUAGGCAUCUGAAACGGGGCGGCUACAUCGAGCAACUCGAACAAAGCGUGGCCCCCAAAUCAGACGACCACUCCACCGACGGCACAAUCAUGGACGAAUGGGGCCGCGUCUCGCUCGCCGUGGGCGACAAGUUUGGCAAAACCCUCCGAAUCGUGGACGAGGCAAAAGCCAAAAUGGUUGCUGCCGGAUUUGAAGAUGUGACUGAGCAUCGAUUCAAGUGUCCGAUUGGCGAUUGGCCUGUGGAUGCGAGGCUAAAGGAACUGGGGAAGGUUGCGAGGUUGUAUUGGGAAGAAGGGGUUGAGGAUUGGUCGACCAUGUUACUGACGAGGGUGAUGAAUUUUGUCCCAUACAUUUUGUGGCCAGGUGGUACUGACAUGUUUCAAGCACCGUCGUUUAUGGGCGGAAACCCUGGAGAGAUUGAACUGGCGUUUGCGUCUUCACUAUGGAGUAACCACCGAGGAACAAGUCAAGAGGUUGGUGUCAUCUUCGAGAUAUGA